AAGCAUUUCGAGGACAGACAAGUUGAGAUAAACGUCUCAGAGGAUUUUCUACCGUCAUAACAAACAGACAUGGUCAACAGGUCAACAAUGCCAACAGCAGGGUGGGCCCCGUCCUUGUGGAGGGACACAUUUGUUGAGCUCCUGGAUGAUGAACUGGCACAUGGAGAUGACUGGUUUCUCAACUUUAACUACACACUGACUGAUAAAAUCAGCCAAGAGGAGAAGAAGAGAGGCUUGAAGGUCUUCCAGUCACAUACUCAUGGAAAAUUUCAGUGUCAACGUUGCCGAAGAUUUUGGUCCUCAGCCCAUGUGUCUGUGUUGUUCCAUUACCGGCUGAGGAAAAAACGUGGCAUCGUGGUCAUGCGGCCUUUUGGUCAAGCAUGUCUUGACUGUAAGGGUCGAUUUACCCUUCCUUUUUUCUCCAAGGAAGAUGUGGAAAAGGUUUUGCUAAAGCUCUUUUCCAAGAUCCGGAAGAAUUGCUAUGGGGAGCAUGACGAGGAUGACGAACCACCACCUUCAGAGAGAGUUGUGUUUACCAAACCUCAUGUGAGUGAGCUGUGUGAGGCCUGUCAGCAGGGAACCUGCAGUCAGCGUGAUGACCCAUAAUUUGUCUAGGAGAGAGUAGUUAUGAGUACAUGUGCAUGUGUGCAUUUAUACAACCUUUUGUCUUUAUUUCAUAAUGAUCUUUUAUUUCAGUCAUAAUGAUUCAGGAAGCAUAAUUGUUUUAAUCAAAUUAUUAAUCUUUCAUCUGUUUAUGAAAUGUUAUAAUUUGAUGACUUUAUUUUUUCUGACGUUAAUCUGAUUCUGUUUUGAGAUCAUUUUGAUUUAAUUAUGUUAGUCUAUUUACUUUGUUUUAUUUUGUUUUGAUCAAUGUGAAGAACUUUUUGAUUCUAUGUACGUGAUGAGUGUUAUAUAAAUAAAAUUUACUUACAAACAUGCACACAACUGGUUUCUUUUCUUUUUAUUUAUUGUGAGACAUUAUGUGGAGGUUUCCUGUUGUUUACGACUGUUAUGAUAGUCAAAAUUGUUUCAAUUGUUAAUAUUAUUGCGAUUGUUAAUGUUAGAAUUGUUGAUAAAUUUGAAUAAACAUUUAUUUUGGCAAUUA
Molecule: messenger RNA, 1105 nt
Organism: Nothobranchius furzeri (turquoise killifish)
Lineage: Eukaryota; Metazoa; Chordata; Actinopteri; Cyprinodontiformes; Nothobranchiidae
Product: receptor-transporting protein 3
Biological process (GO): protein insertion into membrane; protein targeting to membrane
Molecular function (GO): olfactory receptor binding
Source: RefSeq, a predicted model, not a curated record